CCUCUGUUGUUUCUUGCUUCAGAGAGGUAGGUGGCAGUGUUUGCACCUUUCGAUUGAGUCGCAACCAACACAUUUCAGAAGAAGAAAUCCAGGGGCGCUAUCGAUAUUUACAAAUUGAUCAAGGAACGCUUCUUGACGGACAUUUGGUUUGUAAAGGUUGGCGAUGGACACAUUAGAUGGCGGUGCCAGUGAAGACACAAAUGAAACCGAGACUGUUGGUGCACAGAGCCUGUAUGCGACGCUUGGCUUGUCAUCAGAAGAUGUGGAUGCACUUGCUCAGAUUCCUGAAAGUGAAAUCAGCGUAGAAACCCUCCCCUAUCUAAUCAUGCAACUCAAGGCGAAGAGAGCCCAUAAAGAGUCAGCUACCGCAGACACUGACUACAGAGACAAGUCCAGAAAUUCACAGGACAAGCUGAACACACCCGAAAGAUGCACCAGUGACAGAUGCAGAAGCCCCUUGACUUCCAGCUCAGCGCGGCGCUCUGGAAGCCACGGGAGCCAUGAGCAUCAUGGGAGAGGGGAUGGGCAUAGGAAGGCUGAGAGGCACACAGGAGGAAGAAAAGACCAGAGUUACAGGAAGUCAUCCCGAGAAAGACAAAGCGGGGAUCAUGUGACUGAGGAGACGGAGUCUGGUGACAUCCCAAUGGUUUUCCCACACAAAUGCACUCUUUGCAAGUGUGUGCUGAAUUCCAUGAAGACAUGGAAAGACCAUCUUUCAGGUGUCCGCCACAAAUUACGUGAAUCAGAACGAAGCACUCGCUCAUUUCCACCCCCUAAAAGACCCUGCAACUCUGAAUGGGAUCAGUACAUGUCCACCACAUCAGACCACCUCUACCCUCCUAAGCCCAAUACAAGAGUGGUAGUUGCCAAGUUUCCUAUGGGUGCUGUGGCCGUGGGGGAGCUUUUAGAGCUUGGCAAACCAUUCGGCACGAUUGUGAAACACUUGGUGUUCCCAGCAAAGGGAUUUUUGGAGUUUAAUUCUCACAAGGAGGCUCAGAAUAUGGUCAAUCACUUCCAGCUGAAACCAGCCUUCAUAAAGGAGAACCCAAUAAUCCUCUACUUAUCACCGACAGUGGAAGGCAUUUAUACACCACCCAAGUUUGAUAUGCCUUCACCAAAACGAACAAAACGUUCAAAUGCACCUUCGGUGGUUUGUUUUUCACGUUUGCCUACGGGGGAGGGCGUGGAGGCUGAAGUGCUGGAGCUUGCGGGCAUGUUUGGUGAGGUGUGGCAGUCAAAGUUCACCGACUGUAAGGCCUUGAUUGAGAUGGUUGACUGGCGUGAUGCUGACAUCAUGGUGAAGUAUUACUACAGUAACCCACUGAGGAUUCAGGGCAAAAGUGUUAAAGUGUCCAUGUCACACAUCACAACCCUGAGAGAAAAUAGUCCAGAGUCUGUGAGCAGAAAAACUGACUCAAGCAAGUACAGCAGACAAAGAGAAGAGUCUACAUCUAGCCACAAGGACAAAGGCGACAGCUCAAACCAGGAAACCACAGAGAAAGAAGAGUUGAUGGAAAGUAAAGACAAGGUUCUUGAAGAUGAGGAGGGAAUUCAGUUGGAGGAUGAACCUGGGCUGCUUGAUGAGGGGUCAGAAGGCAUUGCGGUUAAAACUGAGGAGAAAGAAAAAAAGGAAGAGGAGGAAAAGAUGGAAGAGGAGAAGCCUACCACUGCUGAGGAGGAGAAUAGAGAGAGAGGAUCAGAGCAGAAUCAAGAGGGAGAGGGUGAUUUGGAUGAUGCAGAAUUUCCAGAGAACAUAGAAGAUUUCGUUACAUUAGAUGAGCUGGACAACAAUGCAGGAGAUUCUUCUGUGCCAAAGGAUAGAAAAGUAGUGGUGGUGUGGCCUGUGAAGAAGACUCCUGACUUGAUGAAGGAUCUUUACAGUCUGUCUGCACCCUUUGGCAGUAUGGUGAAACAUUCUUUAUCCACAUUCAAACAAGAGGCUAUGAUUGAACUGGAAACCGCUGAAAAAGCCCAGGAAAUGGUGCAGUUCUACAGAAAUCACAAGUCAACGAUAUGUGGCAGGCCGGUGUCUGUUUCCAUGUGCCUUACCAUGAAAACAAUAGAGAGCCCUAGUGGGAGGUCCGUUUUCAUCAGCUGUCUUCCCAACCAGAGGUACCUACGACAGAAAUACACCGAAAAAUCCCUCUUCAAACUGACUAAACCUUUUGGAAAACUGACUGGCUACUCUCUGCACAGGUAUCAAGGGACGUGUUACAUGCAACUGGAGAGUAUAAAGGCAGCUGAAAAGAUGGUUGCGCAGUACAGUCGGAGGCCUUGCAAAUUUUGGGGGUCGGUGCUGAAGAUAGCUAUGUGCAGGAAAGGGGAUUCUCUGAUUCGCUGGAGAUACCCUGAAAAUGCAGAGGAAAGAGAGUUAAAAAAGGAAACAAAAGAAAUUAAACCAAGCACUGAAAGGACAGAAAAUGACCAGAACCAGCACAGUUCUUUACCGGAUUGUGAAGGUGUUGGUGGGGAUCCAAUUUGUGAAAGUAAAGGUUCAGAAGAGGAUAGUCAACUGGACAAAACCCCUCUAAACCCUUAUCAACCAGACCAAAUUGUGGGUGUGAACUACGUCAUCCCAGUAACUGGUUUCUUUUGCAAGCUGUGUAACACAUUCUACACCGAUGAGAAGAGAGCAAAAUCAGAGCAUUGCCGCAGCCUUGAACACUACAACAACCUCAAGCUUAAACAUGCUGAAGUGGUGAAAGAGGCAGAUGGACACCCAGAUGGCUGAGUGAAAAAAAACACAAAGAAGACAAAGACAUUGUACUUUUGAUCCAUUGUUUUUUUAUUUGUUUUCAUUCCAGUUAGUUUCCAUAUUCUUUCUGUUCAAAUGUUUUGUUUUUCAGCGUGUCACAAGAGUGAGUGAGUGUGUGAGAGAGGCAGAUUUUGUGGACAAAAAUUGUGAAGCCAUUGUGAUGGUUUGGAUGUUUAACAGUAAGCAGAACGAACAUGUAUAUCAGAUGAAGUUACGCUAAGCUCUUGAAAUAAACUCACGUUUGUUUACUGUCACCUGUAUGCAUAGUAUGAAAGCUUCUCCAUUACUAUCUUGAUAAGAGCAGGUUACCUUUAGUUAUGAAAGCCUCUUCAGUGGUCAUGGCUGGUAAUGAAAUACACUGUGUGUGAGAGUGCAGGUUUACUUUGACAUAACACUGAAACCUAAAAUGGUUAAACCUCACAGUAUUAAAUUAUUUGUAAAGAAAUUGGCCCCGAAACUAUAUGAAUGAGUGUACAAUUUUCCAUCAGUUCAGCAGACAUUACAAAUGUAUCUCACCACAAACUAAUAUACUAUACCUUGCAGCUUGUGUCUGUGAAGGUCAGAAUUAAAUGAACGUGCAAUGAUUUGUACAAGUAGAGGCACAUUUGUGAAUACAGUUGUUCACUUUUGUGUAAAUAUAUCAACCAAUGUUCCAAUUUGAACAUAAAAUGGUCUGGUGAAGAGUUUACCUUCCACAAACACAUAAACAACUACCAGUAAAUAGUAAGAUAUAUUUGCAACAAUUAUCGAAAUGAUAGACAUUUGUGCACACAAUUAAACAUUGAGACUAAUAUCAUCUAGUCCUCUCUUUAUAAUAGUCAAACAAUGUUGAAUCAAAAAACAAAUGUUUCUACAUUCCAAUAAACUAAACUAAGACAUUUAGUAAAUAGCAAAAAAAAAAAAUGGUUAAAUGGAUUUAAAAUCAAACCACAAAACACAACCACAGCCAAACAUUUCAGUCAUGACAAUUGGAAAGUAUUUUGAUUGUCAAAGGUACUGUGUAUAGAUACAAAUGUGAAACUUCACAAUAAAUAAAUAUAAUAAUCUGCAAUACAGUCCUAGCAUCAGAAGCACAUUUACUUUACAUGCAUGUUAGUUAAUGCAUAAAAUUAACAAAAGUUGAAAAUAGCUGCAUUUAAAAUGACUUUUAAUAAAUACCACAUUCUUUUGUAUCAGUUUUACUUGAUUCAGACUCUUAAGCACACGAUUCUUUUCUCAUAUCAUAUGUAUCCAUCUUUUUCUUAAAUGCGGAAGUAAGCCUAUGGGCGAGAUUUCCGUUUCAUUAGCUGCUAUAGGUGAAGAAUAACAACGUGCAGUAAACGGGAAAACUGUUUGCACUACAAAGCAGUGUCUUCAUAAUUAAGAUAAUACAUAAAAAAAAUAAAAGACACCAAUUUUCAGUAUCAAGCAGCAAAACGAGCUGUUUUGUACGGCUAAAAAUAGAUGAGACCGGAAGCUAGACCCAUAGAGUUUACAAAUGGCCGCGGCCAUUUUUACGGCAAGAAAAAGGUGGAUAACAUCAGUUCUUUGCAGUGACGUCAGAAAUGUCUGCAAAACAAUGACAUUUUUUGAAGACAUUAUAGAAUGACCUGAGUCGAUUAGUUUGGCGCGUUCCGCUAGCAGGAUUAGGAACCUUUAUAGUUAGAAUACAUCAACAAUAAUGUACAUUUUGUAGCAACUGAGCACAGUAUCACUUUAAUCAAAUACAUUUACAUUUUAAGCACUGUUUAUUUUGUAUAUCUUGACACACUGAUUGGUUACAUAUGGCUUUAAGUAAAAAUAGACAUUUUUUCAGAAUGUUCCUAUUGCACAGCAUGCACAACUCGUUCAGCCCAACUCGUAGAGCAUGGGCUUGCAAUGCCGAUAUUCUGGGUUUAAUUUCACAGGACACAAUUUCUUAAAUGGACUUUUAUGUUGCUUCGGGUAAAAGCAUAAGUCAAAUGCGUAUUUAUAAAUGAACGUUAAACGUUCAAGUAUCAGAUUGUCAGCUUACCAUUCUUAAAGGGCUACAUGUUUACAGAGAUGCACAUCUCAUCUUUAAGAGUUGAGCAUUUUGAUACUAUAUUCAAUUUAAAUGGUUUAUUUUGCACAUUUUGGCCUUGAUCUGGAGCUUGCCUGAGAGACAAUAACAGCUGGCACUGGUGCAUUGUGGGUGAAGGGACAACACUCUGUGUGUAAUUCAAGGACUGGUGUAAGCAGUAACAGUCCACAGUUCAUCUAUAUACACACACACACACACACACACACACACGUACACAUUCCUCCUACAACUGGAGCUCUAGAUUUGGCUUUCAGCUCCAGUACAGA
This is a messenger RNA of Onychostoma macrolepis, 5062 nucleotides long. RefSeq lists its product as uncharacterized. The transcript is spliced from 19 exons. Gene Ontology annotation, cellular component: nucleus. The record is from RefSeq and is a predicted model, not a curated record. NCBI's taxonomy places the organism in Eukaryota, Metazoa, Chordata, Actinopteri, Cypriniformes, Cyprinidae. Gene Ontology annotation, molecular function: zinc ion binding; RNA binding. Bases 164 to 2731 code for a protein of 855 amino acids.